Cololabis saira (Pacific saury) is the source of this 1818-nucleotide messenger RNA. RefSeq names its product interferon-induced protein 35 (gene ifi35). Gene Ontology annotation, cellular component: nucleus. The coding region runs from base 76 to 1194 and encodes 372 amino acids. The transcript has 10 exons. NCBI's taxonomy places the organism in Eukaryota, Metazoa, Chordata, Actinopteri, Beloniformes, Belonidae. The record is from RefSeq and is a predicted model, not a curated record.
GUCUCCACUUAUGAGAAAGAGAAACUGAAACAUAAAAGUCACUUCAGAGAUCGAGGAGUAGAGAUCAUUUUCAGUAUGUCAUCAGAGGAGGAUUUCUCUUUGGUGGUGGAGCCACUGAUGUCCGAGGACACCUUGGAGGGAGUCGUGGGCUUAAUCAACAAAUACAAGAAAGACUAUGAGCGGCUGCAGGCGGAGCAGAAGGAGCUGGUGGCCUCCAGAGAUGAAAGCCGGGAUCGGACCGAGGAGUUCAGGCUUCGAUGUGAAACACUGAGCAAGAGUCAGAGCACGGACGAGGACUCUCAGAGACAGAGGCUUGCAAAUGAAAAGGGGAAGCUGGAUGUGCUGAAGCAGGAGGAGACGGUUCUGAGGGAGGAGAUUCAGAAAGUGCAGGAUGCUGUGAGGGAACAAGAGGCCCAGAACGCCGGCCUGAGAGAGAAGGCAGACGUGUUCUCCUCCAUGCCGCAGAAGAAGUUUGUCUUCAGAGGCGCGACACAAGACGCAGACGACUGGCAGACGCUGGAGAUGAAGCCGCACGUCAUUUAUCCGAUGGAGGGAGGAACGGCGCUGAUCACGUUUGAGGAGGAGGACGUGGCAACAAAGAUCCUGGACAUGAAGACACACAAAGUGGAUCUGGGAGGCGAAUGCAGCAUCAGCGUGGAGGCGAGACCAGUUCACCUGAUGCUUCCCAGUCUGGUGGAGAUCGACUCCGAUGUCUGUCAUCGGCGCAUUUUAGUGUCCGACCUGCCGGCGAUGGACACGGACACCCUGCUGAACAAGCUGGAGAUCCACUUCUCCAAGAGCAAGCACGGCGGCGGGGAGGUGGACUCCUGCGAGUUCCUGGCCGACUCUGGCACGGCUGCCAUCGCGUUUGUCGGGGACGGCAUUGCCAAACGUCUCGCAGAAGUCGAGUACCACGAAGUGAAGCUACAGAAGAAAAAGCACAGAGUUCGAGUUACUGCUUUCCUGAAUGGACAGAUUACGAACCUAAAGACCAAGAUGACCACGUGCCCUCGGACGGUGCUGCUGACGGGGAUACCCAACGUCAUGGAGGAGGAAACCAUGCAGGACCUGCUGGAAAUCAACUUCCAGAAAAACGCCAACGGCGGCGGGGAGAUCGAAGCGUUCCUGUACAACCCGCUGGGCCAGCAGGCCUCGGCCGUGUUCGGCGGCGCCUCCGACCGCACGGAGGAGUAACGUAACUAACGUAACACUCAGAUCAAGUGUUUUAACUUCUUCUUUCGGGCAUCGAUUGAAUCAGAGAUGGUUUUGGGUUGUUUUUAACACAAUUUUUGAAAAUGGAUCAUGUAUUAUUCAAUCAAAGAGGAAACCAUUCAACCUGCAUGUUUUCUGCCUGAAUGUGGUGUAACUUGUUAAAACUUGUUAAUUUAGUUAAACUAAAUUAUUGACAGGUAUCAGAUUAUCAUGUGACACAAUCAAAUCUAACAUCUGUAGCAACUCUGGAUUAUUUCCAGCCAACUGUGCUAAAUGUGAGGCGAGCAUCGUGGGCUGACCUCGUCUUCCACUCUUGUGCCUUUUCUUCUCCCUCUUUCUUUUUAAUCACCAACUCUGAUAUCAAAGUUGAGGUGCUACGUUGAGUUGCGACAAACAAGCUCUGCCUCAUGACCCUGUCAGGUUUCACCCCAAUAAAAUCAGAGUAAAUGUUUAUUAUUUAACUAUAUUCAGUUCAUUUCUGUUAUAUCGAUUGUCAAUAUGGCAAAGGCUGUGCUAAAUGGUGAAAGAUGAAGGUUCAAGUGUUGCACUUUUCAUCAUCAGAGCCUGUGAAAUAAAGAUCUCAGUGAACAGCAAAAAGUUUUGCCU